ACCUUCUUAACCAAACAAAUCCACCUUGGCUCCUACCCUCCUUCCCCUCCUCCUUCCCUCCCUCCCCUCCUCCUUCCUCUCCUUCCCCAGGUCCUUGACGUGCAACCAAGUGAAGCCGCCUGUAUCAUCGAGACGGAUUGCAACGUGGAUUUCGAGGCCCCUGUGGGUUACGUGGAGCCAGGGCGGGAAGGAGGGAGGGAGGGAGGGAAGGCUGGGGGCGGGGCAAGCGCGACGAACGGGGGAGUGAUUACUGCGCGGCCUCUGAGUGCGAAAGGUGGGUACACGGCAGACCACGAAGCCGCGGCCGCUGCGGCCGCAAAACGACAGUCGUCUUUCCUGGGCUCGGGGCAGCGCCUCGAUGGGAAAACACCCGCGGGAGGGAAAGGAGCAAGCAAAGAGGGGGAUAGCUUGGGCACAUCAGGCACCUCGAGCUUGAGCUGCUCCCAGGGGGACGGGGCAAGAGGCGCCGACACGGACCAGCCUCCCCAAAUUCUGGGUCGGACGAUCAGCGGACGGGCACCAUCGACCCUGGGGCGCGGGCUUUCCUCCACCUCUCACCCUCUUGGCGGGGAGAGUGUGGGCUCGAGCCUGUCGGAUUCCAUCACCUCCCCGGGCUCCGUGUCCACGUCGGCUUCCUCCGCGACGGCCGCUGGGGCCCACAAGAAACCCGCACUGACCAAAUACAGCAUGUCAUUGGUCGUCGUCGGCCUCUUUUGUCGGGAAAGCACCAUGGCCUGUGCUUUCCUCCAUCGUCUGGUCGCCUCCGUACCGACCAUUUCAACUACGAUUGCCGGGCCCGCUGCCACGACGGCAUGCAAUUUUGGUCGUGGUAAAAAUGUCCGCAUGUUUGCCUCCGCCGCUGGGACGGUUGCUUCUCCUGCGGUCACCGCCCAGGAGGCUCUCUCGAAAUAUGAGGAACUAGCUAAGAACUUGCGGGAGAUCGAUGCAUUGGAAGGAAUUUCCGCUGCCUUGGCCGGCGUCUUACACGAAAAGAAGACCAAUCCCUCCCUGGACGUCUUGCUGCCCGUUCUGGCCUCACCGAAUGUUCUAGAACUUCUGCCUUCUCCCGAAGCCCGGGCCAACGUCCGCCUUGCCCACAAGGAGUGGGAGCUGCAGAAGAAGAAAAGCAAGGAGAUGACCGCGCGCGAAGCGGCCUUGGAGGGACGAGGCUAUGCGGCCUGGGUAACGGCGAGGGAGAAGGACGACUUCCACCACGGCUUCCUGCCCGUGCUACAGGACAUCGUCGCGUUGAAAAAGGAGGUGGCAACGGCGACCCGGCCUGGCUGGGACACGUACGAUGCAAAUUUGGAUUUGUUCGAGCCGGGCAUGACCGUCCGACGUCUGACGGAGAUCUUCGGGGCACUCAAGACCGAAUUGGUGCCGCUUUUGCAGCAGAUCAUGGUAAGGGUCGUCAGGAAAAUUCUGGGAGGGGUGGGGAACAUACCUGAGCGGGACGAAAUUUUCCUGGGGGAUUCCUGGGGGCACUGGGGCUGCGGGGGGAUGCAUGCGCCCGCAGCGUGUCGUGGUCACCGCCCUCCCACCGCCUAG
Nannochloropsis gaditana CCMP526 is the source of this 1548-nucleotide messenger RNA. RefSeq names its product thermostable carboxypeptidase. The annotation marks the transcript as partial. The transcript has 3 exons. The record is from RefSeq and is a predicted model, not a curated record. Gene Ontology annotation, molecular function: metallocarboxypeptidase activity. Gene Ontology annotation, biological process: proteolysis.